AUGAUUGAUGAUAGUUUAAAACUUUGUUCAAUAUCAAAUACAUUUAAUCAACUUAUUCCUGGAUCAAUUUAUAAUAUAUCUGUUAGUAUUCAUCGAAAUCCAUUUCAAAAUACUUUCAUUUGGAAAAAACAAACAAUAUAUAAACUUGUUAAUACAAAUCCAUCUCCAUUACGAAUUCGUACUUGGAAAUGGAAUGAAUAUUGUGCUGCAGAAUUAAUAAAUACAUUUUUAAUAUCAUAUUCAACAGAAUGUAUAUUAAAUGAUAAAAUUUUUAAUUGUAAUCAACUUCGAUGUGGUUGUCGAUAUCGAUUUCAUAUUUUAUUUAAUCAAACAAAUAUUAAUUCAUUAUGUUCAAAAUCUCAAUGUGAUAUUCAAUUCA
Messenger RNA from Rotaria sp. Silwood2, 379 nucleotides. Lineage: Eukaryota; Metazoa; Rotifera; Eurotatoria; Philodinida; Philodinidae. The record is from the annotation of a GenBank genome assembly.